Molecule: messenger RNA, 3921 nt
Organism: Carassius gibelio (silver crucian carp)
Lineage: Eukaryota; Metazoa; Chordata; Actinopteri; Cypriniformes; Cyprinidae
Exons: 2
Coding region: 467-1816 (449 amino acids)
Molecular function (GO): nucleic acid binding; zinc ion binding
Source: RefSeq, a predicted model, not a curated record
CGGACUGAAAAUAUUACAGUGAAAGAUAAAAGUACUGAGUAAUAAUAGGUAACCCAAAACUAUUCUUUUUUUUUCUCUUUCUUCAGUUCAAGUAUUUAAAAGAGUCUAAAAAGUUAUUCUAAUGCUACACAGAAUUAAGUGUAUUCUGGUUGAGGCCUGUAGGUGGCGCAUUGCACUAGAGUGAUGAGGAAUGACGUUAGGGUCAAAAGGGCAAAGUCAUUAAAAGAAAGCGCCAAAACGCUGCAGAAACUAAUGUGUGUUCUCUCAUCAUUUUAUACAGUUACCAUAUCUCAUCCUUCUUUGUUGAGACCGGUAACAUUUUGGGGGCUCGUCCAACCAUUAGGAUCUUGGUAUCAGCUUCGAGACUGAUGACGUGGGAGACCAGUGUGACCCUCUGGAUUGAGCUACAAGGAAUGCUGUGAGUUUGUUCACCUUGUGAGUGCAAGUCUUCGGGGUUCCAGUCAAGAUGGCGUCUUCAGCUCCUCUUCGUGCGUUGCAAUGGGAUAUCCAAAAACAGCUUCAUCUGCUGAGUGAAGAACAGCUGUAUAGUCUUGCUUCAUCACUGGAAGAUGAAAGGGGCUUGGAGGUUCCUAAAGUGACGGGUACCAAUGAACCUGAACUUUUUGAAUUCAUCGUGGACUACAUGAAAAGCGAUCAGCUUAGAACGCUUGAAGAUGAAGGUAUGUCUCGUUUGCUGAUCAUCAAAGACAAGAUUGAUGAACUAAAAUCCAGCAAGGGGAGUGAAUCAGACAUGGACACUGCAAACAAUGGUAAAGAUGUUAGUGGUGGGUCAUCAAUGACAGAACAGGUAUCUGGGCUGGUUAGAUUGACUGAUGUUACUGCUUUGUUGCCCCGCAGAGAUUUCAAAAUGCAUGGUGGUGUAAUUUCAGAUGCUAGUUCAGAUAUGAGUUACAACAGUGUAUGCAAACAAAUUGAUGAGGGUUUGAAAGAAAAAUUCUCUGAAUCUGAAAUCAUACGCACAGUGUUAAGAAUGAUCAAACCAGGUAACUUUAAAGAUAUGUUGACCAACAAAGAUGAUCUCACUGUUGCAGAACUGAAACGGUUCUUAAAGUCGCAUAUGAGAGAACGAAGUAGCACUGAAUUGUUUCAGGAGCUUAGCAAUGCUAAGCAGCAUGAUAAAGAAACUCCACAGCAGUUUGUCUAUAGACUAAUGGGGUUGAAACAAAAAAUUAUCUCUGCAUCACAACAUGGAUCAGAGUUUAACUAUGACAAACGACUGGUGCAGGGAGUGUUCCUUCAUACACUGUAUCAGGGGCUAAAUGAGAAAAAUGGUAAUAUCAGAUCGGACAUUAAGCCUCACAUCUCUGACUUGACAGUGACUGAUGACUUCAUCUUAGAGCUGGUUACUAAAUCAGCUAAUGAGGAAGCAGAGAGACAGAAGCAUCUUAGCACUGUAUAUAAACACAAACUUCUGACUGUUAGUUCCUCCCAGUCCCAAGAGGAUAGUGAGAAAAGCUAUGACACAUUGCAAAAGAGAAUGGAAGGAGAAGCUCGAGCAAAUCGCACUGCCUUAAUGGAACUGACAGCUCAGGUUGCUGCUCUCACUGAAAACCUUGAAAAGAUGAUGAGACACCCUGCUGCAAUUGAAAGCCAAACUGCCACACCAUUAAUGAAUGUUGAAGUUUCAGACAAACCUGUAAGCAAGCGUAGAUGUGACGACUGCAUCCAGCGAGGAAAUCAGGACUGCUGCCAUUGCUUCCGCUGCGGCCAGGCAGGACACAGAGCGGUUGGUUGCCUAAAGAAGGGAACGAAGGUGGGAAACGGGAGGCGGUCACUGGUACGGGACAACCAGUGACCACAUCAUGCUGUCCGUCCCAUGUAAAGGUAAACUAUGUGCCUACACACCGUUCUGAAAAUUUAAGUUGGAAAAAUCGUCAGUCACCAAAAAAACAAGCAGCACAACUGAUUGGCAGAAAAUGUAUGCUGUCGUGUUGGUUAAAUGGGGUUCUUACUGAAAUGCUGUUGGACACAGGGGCUCAAGUAAGCAUGGUAGGAAAGACGUGGGUAGAAAAGUUCCUUCCAAAUGUGCCUAUCAAGCCUAUAGAAGACUUAUUUUCUGACCAUCAGCUUCUAAUUACUGCUGCCAAUGGCUGUGUGAUUCCAUUUGUUGGAUGGAUUGAAGUACUCUUUGAACUCAAAAGUGAUGGAUCUGGAACCUUUUCCAUUCAGGUACCAAUGCUAGUAAGCAACUGCUGUAAUGACAAUCCACUUCUGGGUUUUAAUGUCAUUGAAGAAUUGAUCAGAGGAAGCAGUGACCAGCCAAAUAGCAUUGAAAAUCUAACCAUUUUGCUGAGUAAAGCUAUGAAUGUAAGACAGGGCAUAGCUAACAAUAUCGUCAAUGAUGUUGUGCAAUUAGCAGAUUCAGAGGAAAUGUGGGACAGUUGUGUGGUAAAAGUAGGGAAGACAGGACUCACGGUUAGAAGAGGCGAACUCUGCGAAGUCAAAUGCAGAAUUAGAGGUGGGCCUGAAGGGGGAGUCAUGCCAUUCGAACCACUUCCAGAAUGGCCAGUCCAAGAUGGCCUUGAACUAUUUCCGGCUGUGGUUGAUGUGCCCAAUGGUGCAUCUAAAGUAGUGAAGAUACCUGUCCUGAAUUCCACUCAACAUGACAUUUACCUCCCUGCAAGGACAGUGUUGGGUAAUAUCAUUCCAGUAUCUGAAGUCCUACCCCUCAUUCCAAGUGGUGGUGCUAGAAAAGAAAACAACAAGGAGGGAAGGGAGGUUCAUGUAAAUCAGUUGAGCCAGGUAGAUAAGGGAAGUCAGUUACCCGUCAACAAAGCAAUUAAGUGGCACCCACCUGUCGAUUUGGAACACCUUUCAAUACCAGAGCAGGAGAUAGUUAGACGAAUGCUUUACGACGAAUCUGAUGUCUUUGCUCAUGAUGAUGGAGAUAUAGGAUGCAUCCCAAAUCUGAAGUUGAAGAUUAAUUUAAAAGAUGACACCCCAGUUCAGAAAUGCUACAAUUCCAUUCCAAAACCCCUAUACAAGGAAGUUAAAGAGUAUGUACAAAACCUCCUCGACCGUGGCUGGAUUAAGAAAUCUUCCUCGGCGUACUCCUCACCAGUAGUCUGUGUCCGGAAGAAGGACAGUAGCUUACGGCUAUGUGUUGACUUUCGAGAGUUGAACCGGAAGACGAUUCCAGAUAGACACCCACUACCGAGGAUACAAGAUUUGCUGGACAGUCUAGGAGGAUUCACAUGGUUCUCCAUUCUUGACCAGGGUAGUGCAUAUCAUCAGGGAUUUGUGGAUGAGGAGUCAAGGCAGAUGACGGCAUUUAGCACCCCCUGGGGGCUCUAUGAGUGGAAGCGGAUCCCUUUUGGAUUAACUAAUGCUCCAGCAGCCUUCCAGAGGUGUAUGGAGAGUGUUCUAGAGGGAAUAAGAGAUAAAUGCUGUUCUCCUUACCUGGAUGAUGUGCUUUGCUAUUCAAAAACCUUUCACGAGCAUGUCGAAGACCUGAGGCAAGUGCUCUGCCGAAUGCGUGAGUAUGGUAUCAAACUCCGACCAAAGAAAUGUGAACUUUUCAAGACGCAGGUCAGAUACCUUGGUCGGAUGGUGUCAGGAGAAGGCAUUGAGAUUGACCCGAAGGAUCUUGAGGCUGUAUUGCAAUUGAAAAAGAAAGAACCAAAAACAGUGGGGGAAGUUAGAACUUUAUUAGGGUUUCUAAGUUACUACAGAUCCUUCAUCCAGGAUUUCUCAAGAAUAGCGAAGCCACUGUAUGAGCUCCUGCAGAACCCCAAGGAAAAGUCGGUUGUGAAAGUAGCAAAGACCAGCCAAAGUAAACAGAAGGUGAGGAAUGAGACCAAAGCACAAAUGCCAUCGAGAACUCCUAUUCAGUGGACAUCUGAACAUCGGGCCAUUGUGUCAAAAUUCAUAGAGAUGCUUACCAAUCCACCAAUUCUGGCA